This is a messenger RNA of Kluyveromyces lactis, 1083 nucleotides long. It is a transcript of the gene SPS4, whose product is annotated as Sps4p. The record is from RefSeq and is a predicted model, not a curated record. The coding region runs from base 1 to 1083 and encodes 360 amino acids. The transcript has a single exon. Lineage: Eukaryota; Fungi; Ascomycota; Saccharomycetes; Saccharomycetales; Saccharomycetaceae.
AUGUCAAUUUUCAGGAAGAAACACAACCAACCAACUGGUGAAGAACAAACCACAGUUCAGCCACAUGAAGAUAACCAAAAUACAGAAGAAUCCCAAAAUCCAGUGGAAAAUCAAAUUACGUCGUACAAGACCGUUGAUCAUAUCAAUGGAUAUCCUUUAGUCCAGCAAACUAAAGAAAUAUUGGAUGGUAUCUCUGUUGCCAGAGUUGUAAAGGCUAAUACAUUACCAACUGCUACAGCAAUUUUGACCUCCAAACCUGUCAAGUUUGUGGAACCUGUAACUAAGAUUGUGGAUACUGUCGCUGACACUGGAUUAACUGUAACAGAAAAGGUAAUUCCUAGUUUGAAAACCAAGACUUAUCAGAGACUCGGAGAAGAGGCUAUGAUCCCAUAUAAUCUAACAAGUAAGGCUGUGAAUAAAACUGUUGACACAACUGUGUCUUUUGCUGAGAAUUACAUUUAUGAACCGACCCAUAACCAAAUUUUAAAGUUUAGACAAUACUACAAUGAAAAAGUCUAUGACACUCACGGAAAGCCAUUAAUUAGAGGUUCGUUGGAUCCACUUGUUUCUCCUUGUAACAAAUGGUACGAAUCUUUAAUCAAUUCUUCUUUCCCUGAGGGUAAAGAAGUUCCUACAAAUGGAUUCUCUAAUGAAUUGGAUAGGUCAUUUGCCUUAACUUUCAAUGCUAUUCAAAGAGCUGCUUCUGUUUUCAAUAAAAGAUCUAAGGAGACUAUUUUGGCUCCAUGCAAUUACGUUAAACAUGUUAACGAUGUCUUGAACGUAAAUUUGGACAACCAGGAGGAUUUAUCUUUGCCAAAAAGUUGGGUAGCCACCAAGGAUUCUUUCCAAGAAUUGAAUCAGGAAACCAUUGAUUACAUAAAAUCUUUUUCCCCUUUAGCUUCUAUUCCAGGUUUCAAAAAAAAAGGAACUACUUCCAAUGAUGAAGUUACGGCUGCAGCUGCCAUUACUGAAGAACCUACAGAGAGUGAACAACAGGAGAAUGGUAUUGUAGCAGAACAAGCAAACGACCAACAAGUUCCUUCUUUAGAGAUUCAACAUGCUGAACCGAUAGAAGCAAAUUGA